AUGUUCCCCAUGGUCGGAUCUUUGCACUAUCCAUAACUCAGGACGUUCGAACUUCAGUGUGUGACGUACGGGUCAACUGUGUGCUCUGAUCCACUGGCUCUUUUUGAACUUUUCCGGUCAUCGAGACUAAGGUGUCAACCAACAGUUGCAGUUCGCGACAUUCUCAAGUGGCCCCAUAAUAUCACUUUUCAUUUCCUCCUCACUUCCCACGCUCGUUUUGGGGAAAAAAAUGACCGCUCGUCCCGUUUUCCGUUUUCCGUUUUCCGCCUCUCUCAUCUCAUCAAAUUUCCGCGGCCGCAUUGUUUUAAUGUGCUCCUCUGCACUUCCGCUCUUCUCUCAUUUUGCUCUCCAGGUGCUCUUUUGAGCCGCGCUCAAGUUUUGGAAUCGAACGCCUGUUUGCGCAGCGCCCUAACCAUUUAGAGCGCGUGGCGUGUUUGUUGUGCAUGCUCGUCGACGUGUUUGUUUUUACUUGAAUUCUCCGAAGAAGUCUGUGAAUAAGUUGGCCAACGGGGUGCUGGGGUAUUCAAUUACCAUACCAUUGACGGCUGCCCACUUUUGUGCAAGUAGAGACCCGCCUGUUUUCACCAUAAGCCAUCCGCUUUUCUGCUUUUCCAACUUGAUACCCUACACGAUCAUUAUUAUGCGGCGCUUACGGUUAGUUUCUGUUGUAGAGAUCAUAAGAAGAACCUUCUAGACGAUGUGACCUGUUUCAGAUCCCGAUCCUUCAACUGUUCACUGUCUUCUACUACACCCAUGCCGUACCCAUUCUGCCGAACGUUCAGACCGGAUAUGUACCCAUUUUUGGAAGUGAGUUUUCAAAUUGAAAUUCUUCACUUUCAUGAGCAACAGCAAUCCCAACUAAAGAAAUAAUGUUCGCAGUUUACCAUGUUUCACCCAGAUCGGAUGACCCUCGAACCGAUCACCUUCACCUUCACCACCCCCUCGCCGAAAUUGAAUCCGAUGAAGAGCUUCCCGACGCUCCGGCCAUUCAACCCCUCCGCAUUCGUCAUGUCGCUUCCCGGUCCCACUGUUCACAACAAUAAUGUGCAAGGUGUUUAACAGUACCAUAAAACAUACUUCAACAUUCUUCUCAGAGUUCAAGUACGAAGUGCAAAUGCCAACGCAAGCCCGUCCAUUAACAUUCUCAGCAACAACGUCCGCUUACAGUCAGGCGCAGUUAUACGUAACUUACCCGCAUGCCACAUAGAAACCAAGGAUAACUGUUUCAGAAAGCAAUGCAAGCCUCACUUCAACAGGAUGUCUAUGCAACAUACCGAACAAUUUGGAAACAAAUGAGCGACACGUGGAUUCGGGUACUGUAUUCAGAAUUCUGCGAACAGGCCAUACAAUGUUGUUUUCAGCUUCGCAGUCAGCUUCUUGAUGAGGGUGUGGAGCAGGAUUGGCACGUAUUCUGGCAGAAAUUCACGGGGACCGUCGAGCCGUACAUGACGACGAUCAGCACCCAAGUGGGACGUCUUCUCAACGUCUUCCUCCGACAUCAACAUGAUAGGGAGAGCAAUUUGACUCCGAAGACAUGGGGCUGA
Messenger RNA from Caenorhabditis sp. 36 PRJEB53466, 1544 nucleotides. Lineage: Eukaryota; Metazoa; Nematoda; Chromadorea; Rhabditida; Rhabditidae. The record is from the annotation of a GenBank genome assembly.